Molecule: messenger RNA, 3477 nt
Organism: Microtus ochrogaster (prairie vole)
Lineage: Eukaryota; Metazoa; Chordata; Mammalia; Rodentia; Cricetidae
Gene: Atmin
Product: ATM interactor
Biological process (GO): positive regulation of transcription by RNA polymerase II
Cellular component (GO): nucleus
Molecular function (GO): transcription cis-regulatory region binding; DNA-binding transcription factor activity, RNA polymerase II-specific
Source: RefSeq, a predicted model, not a curated record
UGCGGGAGUCAUGGCGGCCACGGAGGCGGCGGCGGCUGCGUCCGCGGCUCCGGCCCCGGGCGUCCCGGCCAUGCCGGCGAGCAUGCGGGGAGCCGCCGCCGCCUCGGGCCCGUGGGGGCCGUCGGAGUCGCGGCUUCAGGGCAGCCGACAGCGACCGGCCAAGGCUCGGGCCGCGGUCCCGGUACCACCGGCCCGGGAACUGAUCCAGCCGUCAGUGAGCGAGCUGUCGCGGGCUGUACGCACCAAUAUUCUGUGCACUGUGCGUGGCUGCGGCAAGAUUCUGCCUAACAGUCCGGCGCUCAACAUGCACCUAGUCAAGAGCCACCGACUGCAGGAUGGCAUAGUAAAUCCAACGAUAAGAAAAGAUUUGAAAACUGUCCCAAAAUUCUACUGCUGUCCAAUCAAAGGAUGUCCUCGAGGCCCUGACCGACCAUUCUCCCAGUUCUCUCUGGUUAAACAGCACUUUAUGAAAAUGCACGCAGAAAAGAAGCACAAAUGCAGUAAAUGCAGUAAUUCCUACGGCACCGAGUGGGACCUGAAACGACACGAGGAAGAUUGCGGCAAGACCUUCCAGUGUACCUGUGGCUGCCCCUACGCCAGCAGAACCGCACUGCAAUCUCACAUCUACCGAACUGGCCACGAGAUCCCUGCAGAACACAGAGACCCACCUAGUAAAAAAAGAAAAAUGGAAAGCUACCUGCAAAGCCAGAAGUUGUCCAGUAAAAACACUGAACCACCGAGCGACCAGCCAGCCCCUCCCCAAGACGUUCAUGAGCUGGAAGCAGCAGAAGUGAAGCUAGUGGCGUCGCUUGAAGACUCUUGCAGUACUCACGCCAAAAAGCAGAGCAUCACAGCACCUUCCAGGUGCCCCCAGAAGUUGCUUUUACCAAAGCCCAAGGUGGCUCUGGUUAAACUUCCGGUCAUGCAGUUUUCCCCUGUGCCUGUCUUUAUGCCUACAGCUGACCCGUCGGCCCAGCCUGUGGUGUUAGGUAUGGACCGUGGUUCUGUGGCUGGAGCUGUGCACUUAGUCCCCCUGCCGGUAGGAACCCUGAUCCUCAGCCUAGAUCCAGAGGCCUGCUCUCUGAAGGAGAGCCUACCCCUCUCGAAAGUUAUCAGUCCCAUUGUCGAGCCGAUCAGUACAGGUGUUCAGGUGAACUUGGGGAAAAGCCCUUGUAGUCCUUUACAAGAACUUGGGAGUGCAUGUCAGAAGAGCAGCCUCUCCUCAAUCAAUGUGCAGACGGACCUGUCCUAUGCCUCACCUGACUUGAUACCUUCUGCUCAGUGGCUCGGCCCAGAUUCCUCUGUGUCAUCGUGUUCUCAAACGGACCUGUCGUUUGAUUCUCAAGUGUCCCUUCCUGUUAGUGUCCACACCCAGACGCUGGUACCCAGCUCAAAGGUCACUUCAUCCAUAGCUGCUCAGACAGAUGCACUUAUUGAUGCCUGUUUCCAGCCAGGUGGGAUCUCCAGGGAAACCCAAACCAGCAGGAUGCGAGACCCCACCCAUGACCCUGUGCAGGUGGACCACCCUGGCCUGUGUGGGGACAUCUUUGAAAGUGUCCACUCAUCAUACAGUGUCCCCGCGGACAACAUCAUGAGUAGCAGUUUAGUUUCAGAGACAGUCACUCAUGGUCUGUUACCUCAGAAUGACCCUAAGAUAUUAAGCCCAGUCAUUGAAAAGUCUGCGCCUAUGUUACACUUCAGUGCCCAGAACAGCAUGCUUCCCUCACAGAACAUGACUGAUAAUCAGACCCAAACCAUAGAUCUACUGAGUGACUUAGAAAACAUCCUGUCGAGCAACCUGCCUGGCCAAGCACUGGAUAACCGGAGUCUUCUGUCCGACACAAACCCCGGGCCUGACACCCAGCUCCCAGCAGGCUCAGCCCAGAAUUCUGGGAUUGAUUUUGAUCUUGAAGAGUUCCUCUCGGCCUCAAAUAUCCAGACUCAGACUGAGGAGAGUGAGCUCACCAGCGUGAGCACUGAGCCUGCCCUGGAGUCCCUGGACAUCGAAACUCAGACCGACUUCUUCCUCACAGACCCCUCCGCACAGCCCUACGGCUUCAGGGCAAGUUCAAGCUUUCUGGGCCUGGAGAUGUUUGACACACAGACACAGACAGACUUAAACUUCUUCUUGGACAGUAGUCCUCACCUGCCCCUGGGCAGCAUCCUGAAACACUCCAGCUUCUCUAUGAGCACUGACUCGUCUGACACAGAGACCCAGACCGAAGGCGCCUCCCCAGCUCGACACACACCUGCGCUGGAGAGCAAGGUUCAGCUGAACAGCACAGAAACACAGACCCUGAGUUCUGGCUUCGAGCCCCUGGGGAACUUGUUCUUCACCAGCAACGAAACUCAGACAGCAAUGGGUGACUUUCUUCUAGCCGAUUUGGCCUGGAACACAAUGGAGUCCCAGUUCAGCUCUGUGGAGACGCAGACAUGCUCGGAGCUGCACGCCCACGCCGUCUCCAGCUUCUGAAGGGGCAGCCAGGCUCCCCUCCCCUUGUGGUUUAGGACACGGCGAAAGGACAGCCGUACCAACUGGGAAUGGAGUUGGUGGGGCAGCAGCUGUUGAGAUUCUCCGCAGUUCUUGGCGUUUGUACUCGUGAACACAAGAUUGGUGUACAAAUGUGAGUGUAUUAUAAAGUGUAAGGUGUUGAUCUGAAAAGUUUCAGUGUUGCCUACGUUUGCUCCUGUGUAGCUAUUCUUUCCAUCUUAAAAAAAAAAAGCAUUUCACACUGUAAGACUUAAAACCAUUUAGCUGAAGCCAAGCUUACCAGAUAGUAGGGCACAAGCUUUGCAACCGCUUUAACCGAAUAUAGCGUGCUUAAACAGUACCUCCAAUGUCAGACAAUGCUUGUGUGGCCCUGGCUCUGAUGCUGCCGCCCUUUGCCUUGUCACGUCCGUUCUGCCUUGGAAACACUAAGGGAAGCCACAGCUGUCUUUAGCUUUUAUGACAGUUUCUACAUCAUCACUGCUGUCCCUUCUCUCCCAAGCAGUGACUGCUGCCAGCUUUGUUUGCUGUCCGUUUCUCUCUCUGAAGUUACCGGCCAGCACGAGAGUAGCAAGCACUUAGUAUAACUAGUCAUCUUUCUAGUAAGAGUAAGGUCUCCAGACCGUGGAGUCAGCUCUGGAAUCCUGCCGUUUCGUUCAUCUCAGGCUCAUCCUGCAUCGUGGGAAAGUUUUCCUCUCACUAUUGUUGGUCAAGAAGAUCCCUGUGACCAAAUUUAUGGGAUUGAUUGCCCAUGCCAGCUGUGAGCACACAGUGGCCAGAGGAUAGUCGCUCUGUCUGGGGCUCAGGACCCCAGAGCUUCUACCUAUCUGUAAAUCGGUGUUCCUGUGACUCCCCACUCUUUGAGCUCAGUUCAUUUACUAGAGAGGCUUACAGAACUCAGGGAUACAGUUACUGCAAAGGGUAGAGUGGGUACAAAAGGGGCAAGGGGUUUCUAUACUUUGUCUAGGCACAACACCCACCAAGAAUCC